This is a messenger RNA of Salvia hispanica, 2878 nucleotides long. RefSeq names its product Subtilase family protein (gene SDD1). Gene Ontology annotation, biological process: proteolysis. Lineage: Eukaryota; Viridiplantae; Streptophyta; Magnoliopsida; Lamiales; Lamiaceae. The record is from RefSeq and is a predicted model, not a curated record. Gene Ontology annotation, molecular function: serine-type endopeptidase activity.
AAUUCAAAUAAAAAGUGCAAUAAAUUGAAGCAACAGUUACUCGUGAAAAAUCCUCAAAUAAAACCAAAGGCUCUCUCUCUACUCCCUCACUCUCCAAACUCGUGAGCCAAAGAGCUCCUUCAAUUGCACGAGCCUCUCAGACCUCCUUCCCCCCUUCAAAUACCCCUUCCCUUCCCUUCAACAUGACCCAUCACUUUACACAUCCACCAUGGAACUCAAAUCUCCACUCUUCUUCGUCUUCGUCUUUCUUCUGUCUCUGUCUCAUGCACACGACGAUAUCCAGACCUACAUCGUGCAGCUCCACCCCGACGGCCCUUCCCGUUCAUACUUCCCCUCUAAGCUCCAUUGGCACCUCUCCUUCCUCGAUAAAUCCGUUUCGACGGAUGAGGAUUCGUCGUCGCGCCUCUUGUAUUCCUAUGGCCUCGCCAUGGAAGGCUUUGCUGCUCGCCUCUCGCCUUCCGAGGUCGAGAUGCUGAAGAGAUCGCAUGAGGUUGUGGCAGUGCGGCCGGACAGAAAGCUCGAGAUUCACACUACUUAUUCGUACACCUUCUUGGGGCUGAGCCCUGCGAGAGAAGGUGGCGUGUGGGCUGAGUCCCGCUUCGGCCGGGGCUCGAUCAUAGGCGUGCUCGACACCGGAGUCUGGCCGGAGAGCCCGAGCUUCGAUGACCGGGGUAUGCCGCCAGUUCCUCCGAGGUGGAAAGGAAUAUGCCAACAAGGGCAGGAAUUCAAUGCUUCAAACUGUAAUAGAAAGAUCAUCGGCGCGAGAUACUUCAGCAAAGGCCACCGUGUCGCCUCGCUGACGUCCUCACCCGACGUUGUAGCAGAAUAUGUGUCGCCCCGCGACUCCCAUGGCCACGGCACCCACACGGCCUCCACCGCCGGCGGAACUACUGUCUCGAUGGCGAGCGUGCUCGGAGGUGGAGGCGGUACGGCUCGAGGAAUGGCCCCAGCUGCGCACAUUGCGGUGUAUAAAGUGUGCUGGUUCAGUGGCUGCUACAGCUCAGACAUUCUUGCAGCCAUGGAUGAAGCCAUCAGAGAUGGAGUGGACGUGCUUUCCCUCUCGUUGGGAGGCUUCCCGGUGCCCCUCUACGAGGACACUAUAGCCAUCGGUAGCUUCCGAGCUAUGGAACAUGGCAUAUCAGUGAUAUGUGCUGCAGGAAACAAUGGUCCAAUUCAGAAUUCUGUUGCAAAUGAGGCUCCUUGGAUUGCAACCAUCGGGGCAAGCACCCUCGACAGAAGGUUCCCGGCCGUGGUUCGACUAGGUAACCGGAAGCUUCUAUACGGAGAAUCCAUGUACCCGGGGAAAGGAAUCGCAGCGGCUCAGAAAGAGCUCGAGCUGGUAUACAUCACAGGCGACAAUAAAGGCAGUAACUUCUGCUUGAGAGGGUCUCUUCCGAGGGCAAAGGUACGAGGCAAGAUGGUCGUCUGCGACCGCGGUGUUAACGGGAGGGCCGAGAAGGGUCAGAUUGUAAAGGAAGCCGGUGGUGCUGCCAUGAUCCUAACCAACACCGAGAUAAACUUGGAAGAAGAUUCAGUGGAUGUCCAUGUCCUCCCAGCAACACAGAUCGGUUCUGACGAAGCAUUUCACCUCAGAAGCUACAUAAACUCGACGAAACUGCCUAAAGCAAGAAUCAUCUUUGGAGGAACGGUCGUAGGGAAGUCCAGAGCACCUGCAGUUGCGCAGUUUUCAUCGAGAGGGCCAAGUUACACUGACCCUUCAGUUCUGAAGCCAGACAUAAUCGCCCCGGGGGUCAACAUCAUUGCUGCGUGGCCUCAAAACCUCGGCCCCAGCGCCCUUCCAGAAGAUUCUAGAAGAGUGAACUUCACUGUCAUGUCAGGAACAUCCAUGGCAUGCCCCCAUGUCAGUGGUAUCGCAGCUCUGCUUCAUUCGGCUCAUCCAAAAUGGACGCCUGCCGCCAUCAAAUCUGCACUCAUGACGACCGCAGAUAGGCACGAUCAUCAAGGAAAACCAAUAAUGGACGGAGAUAAGCCUGCUGACCUCUUUGCAACUGGAGCAGGGCAAGUGAAUCCCGGAAGAGCAAUCAAUCCGGGAUUGAUAUACGACAUCCGACCAGACGACCACAUUACUCAUCUAUGCACACUCGGAUACAGAAGAUCAGAGAUAUUCAGCAUCACUCAGAGGAACGUGAGCUGCCACGACCUCUUGCGGAAGAACAAGGGUUUCAGCCUCAAUUACCCCACGUUUUCCGUCAUCUUCAAAAACGGAGAUACAACAAAGACGAUAAAAAGACAAGUAACAAACGUGGGCAGCCCCAAUUCCAUCUACUCGCUGGAACUGAAGGCACCCAAGGGAGUCACAGUGAGAGUUAGACCACGUCGCCUGACAUUCAGACAUGCGAACCAAACUCUGAGUUACCGAGUUCGGUUUAUAUCAAAGAAAAGAAUCAAGACAAAGGAUACGAGGUUCGCAGAAGGGCACCUGACAUGGGUGAAUACGAGAAGCUAUAACCGGGUUCGCAGCCCAGUUUCAGUGACAUGGUCAUCAACAAAGUGACAUAACAUCAUUCUAAUAAAGAAUGCAUUUUACAGUAUCAUACCUAGUUUCAUUUCCAACUUCGAGAGUUAGGAUCGAAUAUGAGAUAUCCAUCCACCCAUGUAUUCAAAAGGUAGACUAUUUCUCUGUUAGGACAGAAGAUAGUUCACAAUACACAAUUUGAGAAUGCAAGCUUUCCCAUUGCUACACAACUUUGCUCAAGCAGUUCAGUCUAUCAAGUCCUACUUAAUCAACUGAGUUAAAACAAACAAACUGAUAUGCAAGACAAAGGAACCAAGUAGCAAAGCCCUUCAUACCUUGAGGGGUAUCUUAUCAAAUGACAUUUACCUUCUCAGUAUGUCCCAAAUGUAGUAGAUUUCCAAC